Messenger RNA from Quercus robur (English oak), 2011 nucleotides. RefSeq lists its product as uncharacterized. Gene Ontology annotation, molecular function: holo-[acyl-carrier-protein] synthase activity; magnesium ion binding. Lineage: Eukaryota; Viridiplantae; Streptophyta; Magnoliopsida; Fagales; Fagaceae. The transcript is spliced from 9 exons. Bases 926 to 1795 code for a protein of 289 amino acids. The record is from RefSeq and is a predicted model, not a curated record. Gene Ontology annotation, cellular component: cytosol.
CCCCACUCUCAUUUUGCGUUUGUCAUUUUCAUUUUUCAGACUCAGACUCUCAAAUCUCAACAUCUCCGCCUCACCCAAGCUCACAGCCUCUCUUCCUCACCGCUCACAGCCUCUCUGCCUCGCCGCUCAGACCUCGCCCUCUCCGCCUCACUCUCUCCGCCUCACUGCCUCUGUACCUCGCCUUCUCUGCCUCGCCCUCUCCGCCUCACACUCUGCCUCACCUUCUCUGCCUCGCCCUCUCCGCCUCACUCUCUCUACCUCGCCUUCUCUGCCGCUCACACUCUCUGCCCUUUGACUCGCCCACCCCGCCUCACUCAAGCUCACACUCUCUAGUCUCUUCCUCUCUGCCUCGCCCUCUCCGCCUCAAUCAUUUUUCUUCCUCUCCGCCUCACUCAAGCUCACGGGUUUGAAGUAUUGGGUUUUUUUUUUUUCUUUUUGGGUUUUUUCCUUCUCAUCCUUACGGGUUCUCGGUCUCGCCCUCUAAAGUGCUCUGCUCUCUGCUUCUCGGCUUCAUCAGGUAAGAUUUCUCUUCUCUCUUCGCCUUUGCAGUGAUGUUGUAGCCAUGGGUUCGCCGUGGUUUGUGGGUUUCAGUUAGGAUCGGUGUUAGAGGAUUUCGGUUUUGUUGUCCAUCGGCUUUGGAGGUUUAUGGGUUUUGGUUUGAAUUACUAAUUCUGGGUUUUGGUUUGAAUCACUGAUUCUGGGUUUAUUGGUGAUUUGCGGAUGGUUACAAAUUUCUGGGUUUGUGUACUGAUGCCAAUGCUGUUGUGCUAAGUAUGCAUGUUGUUGCUGUUGAGGCAUAGACUAAAUUUCAUGAUGAAUAUACGUUGCUUUCAAAGGAGCUUCUCUGCUGCUUCUCUGGCCCCAGUGCAGCUUCCAUCUCCAAUGGAAGCCCAUUUAUGGUAUAUAUUACCUAAUGAGGUGAAGAAUGCAAGCCUUCUUAAUCAAUAUUUGGAAAUUCUAUCACCAUGUGAGAAAGAAAAUGUUUUCCGUAUGCGUGGAGAUCAGCUCCAAAGAAGAGCCCUGCUUGCCCGUGCAUUGGUUCGCACUACCAUUGCAAGAUAAUAUGUUGCAUAGAGAGAUUGGUGUAUAUUUAAACAAAUUUCGUUUGUUACUAGAUCAUACAAAUAGUCAAGUUGAACCAAGAUCCUUGAAGUUUAACAAGAAUAUAUAUGGGAAGCCUGAGGUAGAGUGGCAAGAUGUUGAUGGCUCACACAUACCACCAUUGCAUUUCAACAUUUCACACACUUCUUCUAUGAUAGCUUGUGGAGUGACUGUGAAUUCAGCAAUUGGUAUUGAUGUGGAAGAGAAGCAACGGAAGUUGAAAAAUAAUAUCUUAGCAUUUGCUCGAAGGUACUUUUCUCCUUAUGAAGUGGGACUUUUAACUGCCAUUUCAGACCCUGAAUUUCAGCAUCAGGAGUUUAUAAAAUUAUGGACUCUCAAGGAGGCAUAUGUGAAAGCAUUGGGGAGGGGCUUCUCAGCUGCACCUUUUAAAACCUUUACCAUUCGAUUUAGGACUGCUACAGGUGGACAUCUUUCUGAGCAUAGAGAUUCUGAGGCAUUUGAUGUAGUUGUUGAUUCUUUUGAUGAUCCCAAGAACCUGACAAGCAAUUGGCAAUUUGCUCUCAUAGAAUUGGCUGGUUCUCAUUAUGCUGCUGUUUGCAUUGAAGGGGAUAGAACCACUGAAGGCAAUGGGACCCGCCCAAUGAAAUUGACAGUGCGGAGAACCAUUCCAUUUGUUGAAGAUGAAUGUGUUUCUGGAACUGAUGCUGUGGUAGCAAUAGUUGGCUUAACUUAAGAAUCAUAAAUGAUUAAUGGUUUUCAUUGUGAACUCAGCUCUCCGACCUUUCCAAAUUGUGUUUUUUAAGCAAUUGGAGAGUAUAACUUAACAGUAUUAUUAUUUACUAUCAGCAAUGCGCCUCUGCUUUGCCUGUAGAAUGGAUAUCAGAUUUUGCAAAAAAAAAUUGUCUAUUGUAUAUUCAUUUUAAAUUUAAAGACCAAUUCCUUGCAUCAA